Penicillium waksmanii is the source of this 1317-nucleotide messenger RNA. RefSeq lists its product as uncharacterized. Bases 1 to 1317 code for a protein of 438 amino acids. The transcript is spliced from 4 exons. The record is from RefSeq and is a predicted model, not a curated record. Gene Ontology annotation, cellular component: fungal-type vacuole membrane. Gene Ontology annotation, biological process: calcium ion transmembrane transport; intracellular calcium ion homeostasis. Gene Ontology annotation, molecular function: calcium:proton antiporter activity. NCBI's taxonomy places the organism in Eukaryota, Fungi, Ascomycota, Eurotiomycetes, Eurotiales, Aspergillaceae.
AUGGAAACCCCAACCACUCGUUUACGGAAGUCCGCGAAAACCGAACACGAUAACAUGUCAAUCCCUCAAAAUCAAGAAGACCUCCCACUGGUAGACGGACACAAGUCUCUUUUGACGAAAGACACGCCGGCCUCGCAAACAUCUAGAUCAAGCGAUGAAGGAAUGCCAACGACGACGCGACCUUUGGACAUGGCAAAAUCCGGCUUGGCUACUCUGAAGAUGAUAUUGGGCGAGAGCUACACGAGCUAUCUGCUUCCAUUUGUGUUUUUGGGGAUCAUUGCAGGGAAGCAACAUUGGGAUGAUUCGCUGGUCUUUUCACUGAACUUUCUGGCGAUUCUUCCUCUUGCAUCAUUGCUCUCAUUUGCGACCGAAGAAUUGGCAAAAAGUGUGGGCCAAUUGCUUGGAGGAUUGAUCAAUGCAACAUUUGGCAAUGCGGUAGAAAUGAUUGUGGGAAUUACUGCUGUCGGUCGCGGCGAAAUGAACAUCGUUCAAUCAAGUAUGGUUGGGAGUAUUCUUUCUGGGAGUCUCUUGAUCCUCGGAUGCUGCCUCGUUGCGGGCGGCUUAUCAAAAGACACGGUCGCCUUCAACGUCGACGUUAGUGGAAUUUUGUCAUCAUUGAUGGUUGUCGCUUCGGCGUCACUGAUUAUCCCAUCCAUUCUGGAUGCAACUACACACUCCAAAUCGGACGCGGUGCAUGAUAGCGUUUUAAGCUUAUCAAGAGCCACCUCGGUCGUCUUGCUCAUCUUUUAUCUCGUCUAUCUCUUCUUCCAGCUCAAGACCCACGCUAAUCUUUUCGUCGAUGAUUCGGGGACGGAGGAGGAAGAAGAGGAGAUUAAGCUCGGUCCCUGGUCAGCGAGUGCUGUGUUGAUCACAGCCACUCUUGGGGUCACCGCUUGUUCCGACUACCUCGUCGAUAGCGUCGACGGCUUCGUUGAAGUUUGGGGUGUGAGCCGAGCUUUCAUUGGACUCAUCGUUGUACCCGUGAUUGGAAACGCCGGGGAGUUCAACACCGCCAUAACCGCAGCUAUGAAGGAUGGCAUGGAUCUGGCUAUUGGCGUCAUAGUCGGGAGCACACUUCAGAUUGCGCUUUUUGUUAGCCCGUUCUUGGUGAUAUGCGGCUGGGUUAUUGGGCAGCCUAUGUCUCUCCGUUAUAGCACAUUUGAGACGGUGGUGUUCUUUUUAUCGGUAAUCGUCAUGGACUGCUUGAUUCGCGGGGGACGAUCCAACUACUAUGAGGGAUUCCUAUUGAUAGGAACCUACCUGAUCAUAGCGAUCGCAUUCUACAUACAUCCAGACUCAGUCGAGACUAUACCAUGA